AUGACUACCUCGACCAUCCCCGGGCUUCAGAAUGGACCUUCAGUUACGCGAACUGUCCCGUCCCCCGCUCUCGCUGGCCAGGGCCACGUCGUCUUCGCCGAGAGCGGUGGGGCAGCACCGCCACGAACAUCGACCUCGACCUCGGGGGGCGAGCGCGAACAAGAAGUUGCCCAGUCCGCAGCAACAGCAGCACAAUGGCUGCAAGCAUCCACUUCACAGUUAUCUGAUCAAGCACACGUAGUCGCUUCGGCUUCGAGAACAGCGCCCCAGGACGCUCCCGAUGGCCUUCCUACGUACGCCCAAGUCGAAAAGGCCGAACCGAGUAAUCCGAGAUUCGGGCGCUGGGCUGGAUGGUUAGUUCCAGAUAUUACGGAAACAGCCAGCUUUUGGGUGAUCCAUGCUCAUUAUCAAAGUGCUCGAGGGCUGGCAGGAUCGAGAAACGAACGAGGGAGCGAAGUCAGGAUCGGAUGCUCAACACCCAGAAGAGUUGGGGAUCCCAGAUCGGAAAUGCCGACGAGUCGCACCGGGAUCAUACCCUCGAUCCAAGUCGUGAUACCGCUACGAGAGGUAGCAUAGAUCAUUCGACCAUGCGACGCAAUCCGACUCAACUACCCGUACGAGCGCAAAACAGGCACUCGUGGGCACCUACCACCCCCUCCGCACCGUUUGGCGGCGUGGCGAAUCCGAUACGUUCGGUCUCGCUCGGCGGUGCACCGGCGCAUCCCUUGACCCCGUCCUCGGCCAUCCAGUCACUGGGAUCUCGUUUCACUCAACAGUUUGGAGAACCUCCAACGUGUUCCGUGUCAUUGCGCAACAUCGUCGUCGCUGCUUCGGGAGCUCGGGCGACCGAUGAGUGUGCGAGGCUCCUAUUGGUGGGUACGACGUCGGGACUUUGGCUCGUCGAUCUUGCUUCGCCGCGCAACGAAGGGCAGAUGGAAGUUUUUCCUCUCUGGGAUGGUAUGGGGAUCGUCCAAAUGGAGCUGUUUGAUCCGAAUGUUCAGCAAGAGUCGGGGGUGCUUUUGGCGCUUGUCAGGAGACCGACGGGUGGGGAGCUCGAGUUGAGGAUGUGGAGUCUUCCGAAUUUGAUCAACCUUGUUCGAUGGAGGCUCACGAAUACAGUGAGCCCCAAUAUUAAAGGGCUGCCUGUUGGAAAUGUUUGAGCUCAUGCAUUUUCUUGCUCCUCGUUGCACCCAGGCUUCGACCAAACUUUCUCUGGUCGCACCGACCGUCUCGUCUCCGACCCAAUCAACCUACAACGAGAAGCGUCGAUCACGCAUAGUCUUCAAAGACCUUUUCUUGAACAAGAAUGCCGGAUCCGAUCGCAAUGGAGCGAGCGAGGCCGGCUCCACGAACGUUGCUGCGACUACCCGAGCGCCAGAUGACGACUUCUCGUCCACCGGCUCACGACCGAAUGCUCCCCCGCCGCUCGACACGUCUUCUUUCCAGUCACAGCUCCUCGCUUUACCACUCGAAUGGGCAAAUGCGUCUCUGGUAUUGCCGAUCCCCAAAAGUGGGGGCAACAUAUCUUUUUUCAAGCUGUGCCAGGUCCCGGUCUCGACCGCGUCGUCCUCGUCGCCUUCGCGCAAACCUCGCAUCUGCUUGUACCUCAUCAUUGCUACUUCGAAAACCAUCUUCAUCCUCAAUUCAGCUCCUCCUUCCUCUUCGAGCGGUUCGAGUCGCAAGUGGACCGCUUGCAGGGAGUUUUAUGCUCCAGCGGCUCCUCGCUUCGUCGACCUCGUCAAGACAACCUCCCUCCUCCCAUCGUUCAGAGCGGGCUUUCCCACCGGGACUUCGCCACCUAGAUCUCCUCGGAUGGUCGAAGAUGACCUCUCUCUCCUCCUCGGAAUGUCUUCCAAUGUCGUUCUCAUUCGACUUGUCGACUCAUCCGUCCACGAAAUCACCAUCCCGAUCAUUCGAACCCGAAUGCGCAGCCGUCGAUCCUCUUCCAGCGUCUCGUAUGAUUCCUUGGGACCAGCUUCGUCGACGCUCAAAAUGGGUAGAUCGGUUUCGUUGCAGAGGAAAGCACGCGCGGGAGUUGAGAGAGCGGCUUCGAUGUUGCUGAGUUAUGGGAAGACGCUCGAGGCGAUUCCGGCGGGGUUGUCGAGGGACGAGGCGAGGACUUUGGCCACUGGGGUGAAAGUUGAUAAGGUGGGAGCAGCACGAUGUGGGGAGGGGAUGGGGAUGGGGGGUGGGGACGCGGGUUGGGUGGGGUAUACUCCUGUAGAAGGGGAAAAUCGUGGAGAGCCGGCACACCUCUUCACAGAAGGUAGAGUGACGUACCUCGUUACUGCCCGCAAAAGCUCCGGAUCGGCGCUGUCGAGUCCUCGAUCCGAUCUUGCUCCUGUGCCGGCAAUGGUUCAAGCCGGCGGCGAGGCGAGUUGUACGACCAUGAACGUGCUUCAUACUUUCGUAUGGCCCCAAAUCGUUAGGCACGUCACCAUUUCGUACGUCCCUGGUCCGACUUCAAGGACAACACACCUCGUCCUGCUCGGUUUUUCAGCAACUGGCGUGCACGCACAAGAGGGGCACCUCUGCCUACCCAGACUCGCGCAUUAUUCCUCGGAUGGAGACUUUUCCCGUCCCGUUUGGACGCCCGUCAGCAGUGCUGCGGACAUCCUGGGUACGGAAUGCGAAGUUGAAGCUGAAGCGACGCUCGAUUUCGGAAGGGACGUCAUCUACCUUGGAUCUCGGCGAAGCGCGGCUGCCCCGAACAGUAGGGUGGAUGUUCAGCCCAGUGGAGAAGGUGGUUCAUGGUUCGCUAAUUCGUCGAUCCGCUCCAGAAAUGUUGGUGGGACGAAGUUGAGGAUAGCCUGCUCGGAGGCAGAGAAGGCGGGGUUUUUGUUUGCUGUUCAGGGGGUCGGCGAUUGGAGUUUGAAGGUCGUCGAGUGA
Molecule: messenger RNA, 2889 nt
Organism: Microbotryum saponariae
Lineage: Eukaryota; Fungi; Basidiomycota; Microbotryomycetes; Microbotryales; Microbotryaceae
Source: the annotation of a GenBank genome assembly